GAUCGUUAUUAUAGGAGUCCAGUUUUCCAAAACAAUAAUAUCCUCUCUGAAAAAUUCAUUAUUUUUGUUAAAUUUUUUCUGAAUAUUUUUUGCUGUUUGAAAUUCCUUCCAAUUCUAUUUGGAAGAGAAUUUCAAUCAAACCAUAUAUCUCCACUGUUCUCUUUCUCUACAAACCCUAAUUUCAAUUUUAUACAAAGUUUGAAUCUUUUACAGAGUUUGAAAGAAAGCUCAGUUUUUCUUUUAUUGGGUAUUUAUUUGUUUUCCUUUUAAGGCUACUUUGAAAAAGAUAGUGAUUUAUUUUUCUUUUUUAAGGGUAAUUUUCAAUAAAAGAUUUAAAAAGGAACAAUUUUGUUUCUUUUCUGGGUUUUUUCAAUUAAGGGUAAUUUCAAGAAGGUAUAAAGGAAGGACCUUGGUAAUAUUUUGGUGAGGAUUUUGUAUUUUUGAGAUGGUGGGUAGUGUGAAUAUUGAUCCACAGGGGAAGGGAGGAUAUGUCUCAGAUGAAGUUUUGGGAACAUUUUUACCAAUAGUUGUGUAUUGGGUAUAUUCAGGAUUGUAUUUAAUGCUUGGGAAUAUGGAUAAUUAUAGGUUGCAUUCUAAGAAAGAUGAGGAUGAGAAGAAUUUGGUGUCAAAAAAAGAGGUUGUUAAAGGUGUUCUUCUCCAACAGAUUGUUCAAGCUGCUGUUGCUACCGUUCUCUUUGCGGUCACAGGAGAUGAUGGUGAAUCUGGUGGAGAUCAACACACUUCAAUCUUUGUUCUUGGCAGACAGUUAUUUGUUGCCAUGUUGAUGUUAGAUACUUGGCAAUAUUUUAUGCAUCGGUACAUGCACCAAAACAAGUUCUUGUACAAACAUAUCCAUGCUCAACAUCACCGGCUAAUUGUUCCUUAUGCAUUUGGAGCUUUGUACAACCACCCUUUGGAGGGUCUGAUUCUUGACACAAUCGGCGGGGCUCUAGCUUUCCUUGUCUCUGGCAUGUCCCCACGUACCUCCAUCUUCUUUUUCUCAUUUGCUACGAUCAAGACUGUUGAUGAUCACUGCGGACUAUGGUUGCCCGGAAAUCUUUUCCAUAUCUUCUUUAAAAACAACUCCGCUUACCAUGAUAUCCAUCACCAGCUUUAUGGGACCAAGUAUAACUAUUCACAGCCUUUCUUUGUGACGUGGGAUAGGAUACUUGGUACUUACAUGCCAUAUGAACUUGAGAGAAGACCGGAAGGAGGGUUUGAAGCUAAGCCUGUUAAAGAUUGCAAGGAACAUUGA
Molecule: messenger RNA, 1255 nt
Organism: Solanum stenotomum
Lineage: Eukaryota; Viridiplantae; Streptophyta; Magnoliopsida; Solanales; Solanaceae
Product: sphinganine C4-monooxygenase 1-like
Exons: 2
Coding region: 446-1255 (269 amino acids)
Biological process (GO): lipid biosynthetic process
Molecular function (GO): oxidoreductase activity; iron ion binding
Source: RefSeq, a predicted model, not a curated record